Messenger RNA from Betta splendens (Siamese fighting fish), 2011 nucleotides. RefSeq names its product frizzled related protein (gene frzb). Gene Ontology annotation, biological process: non-canonical Wnt signaling pathway; canonical Wnt signaling pathway. The transcript is spliced from 8 exons. The record is from RefSeq and is a predicted model, not a curated record. The coding region runs from base 192 to 1124 and encodes 310 amino acids. Gene Ontology annotation, molecular function: Wnt-protein binding. Gene Ontology annotation, cellular component: cytoplasm. Lineage: Eukaryota; Metazoa; Chordata; Actinopteri; Anabantiformes; Osphronemidae.
AAGAGGAGGAAGAGGAGGAGGGAGAGAAGGAGGGAUAUGAGGAGGAGGAGGAGGAGGAGGUGAAGGCGGCUCCUCCCGCUCCCUCCAGCUGCCUGCAGCCCGGACAGCAGCGGCACAAGCGCGUCCGCCUUCCUUCUCCGUGUCCGUGUCCGUGUCCGUGAGCGAGCUGCCGUGACCCCAGCCUCACCGACAUGCUCUCCCCGGGACUCUGCGCGUCGCUGCUGGCCGCCUGGUGCGCGCUGUGGCCGGCGGCGGUCCGGGCGGCGUCCUGCGAGCCGGUGCGGAUCCCGCUGUGCCGGUCCAUGCCGUGGAACAUGACCAAGAUGCCGAACCACCUCCACCACAGCACGCAGGACAACGCGGUGCUGGCCAUCGAGCAGUUCGAGGGGCUCCUGGGCACUGCCUGCAGCCCGGACCUGCUCUUCUUCCUGUGUGCCAUGUACGCUCCCAUCUGCACCAUCGACUUCCAGCACGAGCCCAUUAAACCCUGUAAGGGGGUGUGUGAGCGGGCCAAGCAGGGCUGCGAGCCGGUGAUGAAGCGCUACAACCACAGCUGGCCCGACAGCUUGUCCUGCAACGAGCUGCCCAUGUACGACCGCGGAGUCUGCAUCUCGCCCGAGGCCAUCGUCAAGGCGGAGGGUCCAGAUGCAUAUCAUCAGGACCCAACCAGGUGUAACCCAGAGUCCAGUCCAGACUUCCCAAUGGACUCCAACAACUUCCACUGCAGAGAAACACAUGCAGGUCGCUGUAAAUGUUCCACAGUUAAAAUGACCUUCAGAACCUACCGGAGGAACAACUACAACUACGUGAUCAGAGCGAGGGUGAAGGAGGUGAGGAACCGUGGCCUGGAGCCCACGGCGGUGGUGGAGGUCAAGAAGGUUCUAAAGUCUUCUCUGGUCAACAUUCCCAAAGAGAUGCAGACGCUCUACUACUCCUCGUCCUGCAUGUGUCCUCCUCUGACCCCCGAGGAGGACCACCUCAUCAUGGGCUACGAGACCGAGGAGACGUCCAGGUUGCUCCUGGUUGAUCGCUCCAUAGCUCUGAAGUGGACGGACAAACUGGGCAAAAGGGUGGAGAGAUGGGAACAGACUCUAAGGAAGCGGGUUCAGCGGGUUCGCCAAUGAGUGUGUGUGCGCGCGCGCGUGCGUGCGUGCGUGUGAACAUUGCACUAUUACAAGCUGUCGUAGCUGAAUGUAGUUCAUCUCUUCACCUGUCAGAUUAAUUUUCUUUGCACAAACCUAAUUUAGCGUGUGUGUGUGUGUGUGUGUGUGUGUGUGUGUGUGUGUGUGUGUGUGUGUGUGUGUGUGUGUGUGUGUGUGUGUGUGUGUGUGUGUGUGUGUGUGUGUGUGUGUGUCGCGGGGGGACAGAGGAGUGGCACGGCGGCUGGAGGUGGUCUGACCUUUGACCUCUGCCUCCAGCCGUACUGCUGUGGCUGCAGAUCCAGAGUAAACGGCACAUAACGCGGCUGCAGCGGCGCUCGGCUCACGAAGGACGCACCAGACGUGUGUCUCCAUGUAGCGGGACGGCGUCGUGGGCAAACGCCCAUCGUGCUACGUUAUUAUUUUUAUACUCUAAUAUUUUAAUUGUUAUUUGAAAUUCUGAACUUCAUGCUUGAAGUUUUCCAUUUAAUGUCAACCCACAUUUUCCUAUUUCAACCAACUUCAUUCUUUUAAAUCAUCGUCUGUGAUUCACUUUAUACGUUUCAACAAAACAAACUGCCAAUAACAUCUACUUCAUUGUUGCGAUUCAUCAUCCAACGUGAUGUCUCUGGACGUCAAAGCGGCUCAAACAGCCUCAUUCAAUAGUGCAUCAGUGAUUUUGUUUACACCUGUGCUUUUCCAGCUCUGAUGUGGACACGUCCUUCAUUUCACUGAUGGUUCAGAUGGUCUGAACAAACAUGUAGACAAACUAACACUCUUGUACAUUAUAUUAACGCUGAUAUGUGGACUGCUGAUUUCACAUCUUUUUGAACAAUUAAACGUGAACUAUGACCAUGUGGUCAAACAAAGUC